ACAUGUCCCAUGAACCUGUGCGUUGGAAGAGCUCUGUAUCCAUGACAGUGUUGUUAUGAAGCUAAUUUACUCAGGGUUAUAUAAACGCAGCUAUCAUUCACUGGUUCUUUUUCUUCCAUUCUCUCUUUUGUGAUUUUCAGAUAAACUCUAGCAUAAUAGUUUUCGUUUCCAGAACGCAGAAUGAAGCUAAAUAUACUGUAGCUCAGCUAGCUCGACCAUUACCUGUCCAGGCGGUUAGCCGUCUAUCAGGCUAACACUGCAGGCUAAAGGAGGUUAGCAACUCAGGCAGCGCGCUAGCUCGGAUUAACGCCCUAUCGCAAACAAUCACUCAGUUCUCAGUGAUGUAAAACCGGAGAGGAUGCGGGAGCGGCAGCUGGAGGCGGAGAAGCGGCCGCGGGGAGAGCUGAUACACACGGCGAGGAGGAGCAGGAGGAAGCGGGGAUAAUGAUCUCCAGAUACAGCCGCAGAGCCGUGAAGCAGAACCUGCACGUUCGUGGGGUUUCACACACUGCCUUUGAUCAACACCCCCCUCCUGAGGAGGCAGAGUCAGAGGACAGGCCUCAGUCAAGGACACUACAGCAAGUUGCAUCCACCUGUAACAGGUCGGUGUGUCCAUCAGUGGUUGCUGUGGAGACGAGCAGUGCUUGGUCUGAGAUUGACAGUUGCACAGGAACAGAAGUGAGCACUGAACGCAGCUCUGUCUACUCCUGGGCUUAUGAUGAGUUUGAUAAAGCGGCAUCUCGUCAAGUCCAGCUGCUGUUUGAGGAGAUAGAUGAGGAGCUAUAUGAGGGGAAAGGAGGUGUGCAGCAGGAUGAGUGUAAAAUAUGGACAUCAAGAUUCCCUCAUCUACGGAUUCUGGGAAAGCAGUUGAUGUGUCCUACAGAUGAAGGCUUUCAGUGGUUUUCCGUGUCAUCUCAAAACAGCAGUUUGGGGACUCGCGUACAAAGCACCGGCAAUGAGCUGUGUGUGCAGGGACAUAGUGCUGCACUGUGUAUGGAGGUGGCACACAUUGCUGACUCCUGUAGUUCUCAUGAAGACAAGUUACAUAGACUAAUUGAGGAAGAAGAAGGACUGAUCGAGGAAUACCUGGCCUUCGACUGGAGGGAUCUUGAUGAUGAGUGUGUAUGUGUAAAUAGGAGGACACACUCUUUGCCACCCGUAUCUCCAUAUCGCUGCCGGAGGGAAGCGGUGAUUGACUUCCUGUUUGAUGAUGUGUGGAAGGAGAUGAUUGGCUGCAUGGAGCAGCUUCUGAUAAGACUGUGGGAGGGAUGCAGCUCAGAUGAGGAGAAGAGUUCAGCAUCUCUCAGUCCAGCUCAUAAUCAAUCCCAUAAUCUCUCAGGGCUAAAGUCCAGCACUUCCAGUACUCUGCCACGCCUCAGUCCUGUGCCGCAGGACACGCCUAACACCUUGAACACUCUGAGCACAAAGACGAGGGAUUCAAAGUCGAGAUGGAAAUCCAAAAAGCAGAGAAGAAAAUCUACUCCCAGUCCGGUAUUUGCAGGAACGGCAGCAGUGCAGCAUCACACUUUGAAUGAGCUGAUUGUGGUUCAUGGUCUUCCUCUCCAGCAGCGACACACAACUGCACAGGAGCGCACUGGACAUGACUCAGAGGAGAGGAUGUGCCUUUCUAAGCCCCGCUCUCACCGCGCACUGGAACAAAGCCCUUCCCCUUUACCCCGCCCUCCUCCAUCAUCACGGAGACGACCCCUACCUCCUCGCACACUCCUCCCCCUGGCCCAGUCUAGCACAGCAGGAAACAUAGAAGAUGUUAUCAAAGGGACACGUCUAGCCCCAGCUAGUGAGCGUCUUUCCUUUUCUGCAAUGACUCUCAGUAGAAACACACUUCUCCCCCCCAUUGGUACUACAGACAAAGAACACACACACUCUGGACAUCAUGUACACCUCUCUCAGCAUCACAGAGCUCCUUCUAGUCGCGCUCAUAGUGCUGUAGCAGAUGAAGCUGGCAGCCUGCUGGCCUUCUCCAGACCCAACACCACACACACUUUUAGGUCAGAUACACCUCAUCGCCGCUCUUUCACUGUUCUGGACAGCAGUGGACAGGCGAAACCAGGCAGAGCUUCUGUGGGCACAGAUUCUUUGGGUAUUGGUGUAACAGGUAUCAGUUUGGGAAUUAGCAGCUCUUCCUUCCUGGAGUCCUAUACCACUCAUACCCUUGACCACUUCCCAAGUAAGGAUGGGGAGGAGCUAGAGGGUAGAGCCCCACCUCCUGCUCCUCUAGUUCCCGUGUCUCUUCAGUCACACAGCAGAGGAGGCCUGAUGACACGCAGCAACAGACCUUAACAGGACUUUAACAGACACGCGCGCACACACACACACACACACACACACAAACACACACACACAGAAAGAGCAGUUCUCAGCAGAUAUUUUCUAUCACCUUUGUGUUAUUAUUGUUCUAUUAUUAUUAUUACUAUUAUUAUUAUUAUUAUUAUUAUUAUUAUUAUUAUUGUAGUUAAAAUUUCUAGAGUCCUAUUUUUGUACAACUGCCAAAGACAACAAUACACAUAUACACACACAUACACAGAGUGCCAUAGUGUUUUUGGCCAUAUCGUUUCAUACCUUUUUGGUUCCAGUGCGAUAUUAAUGAAACUCACCCUCACUGCAGGUCACAUGACUUACGAGCAUUCUAGGGGGGGUUUAUUAUACUUUUUUUUUAUUGAUUUUUCUUUUUUUUUCAGGACAAAGCCUUUGUGAUUAAAGCCUUAGAGCUGCAAGCCAUACUAUACACACAGACCUUUUAAUAUACAUACAUACUAUACACCACCUUUUAAUGUUUAAAGGACAAAAAUAAUAAUGGUAAUUUGCAGAAAUUAUGAAAUAAAAGUUUCUUUUCAAAACUUC
Molecule: messenger RNA, 2862 nt
Organism: Clarias gariepinus (North African catfish)
Lineage: Eukaryota; Metazoa; Chordata; Actinopteri; Siluriformes; Clariidae
Gene: fam149b1
Product: family with sequence similarity 149 member B1
Exons: 16
Coding region: 445-2301 (618 amino acids)
Biological process (GO): protein localization to cilium; cilium assembly
Source: RefSeq, a predicted model, not a curated record